AUGGGGCGGGCCGCGGGGGGAGGUAGGGUGCACAUGGGCAUGGAGAGGGAGGACAAGGUGGUGUUUACUGUGCCCGGUGUCCCAUCCCCCAUAUAUCCCAUUUUUUGUGUGGCACACUGCAGGGAAACGCUCGUGGGAGGGGGAGGCAGGGUGCACAUGGGCAUGGAGGGGGAGGACAAGGUGGUGUAUGAGGAGCAACCGGGGGAGGUGGUAACUGCCAUGACGCAUGCCCCGUUCCUCUACAACAUCACGCACUGCUCUCCCCCCAUCCACGGCCAGGUCAUCUCAUAUCGCAUCUACCAAUGGAUGGAUCUUCACAUCCGCAUGGGAGUGGACCAUUUCUCCCUGAACGAUGUGGGCGGGGUGGACCCGCAACUGCGAACGCUGAUUGCGCCGUUACUGGACGAAGGGAUAGUGGAGAUCACGGAUUUUCGCGACUUGCUGAACUACGAGGUCUGGUACGACGGCCAGGUGAUGAUGGUAAACGACUGUGUGUAUCGCUUCCGCCACCUCUCAAAGUGGAUCAUGUACCUUGACUUUGACGAGUACAUGUUCAUCAAUGGUCAGGAGCGCAUGCCCACGCCGCUCAGCGUGAAUCACUUCCUCAUGCCCUACGAGGGAAUGCCCUACGUCACUCACGGCAGCCUCUGGUGGGACUUGGAUCGCUGCCUGCCCUCCCAAGGCCCUGACGACCCCAGGUGGCCGCUGGAUCGAAUGCUAUGGCACGGGCCGGGGAUCUACUGUAAAGCCAAGGACAACAACACCAAGCCCACCGUGUGCCUGCACCACUACGGCCACCGCAAGCUCUUUGUGGACCCCAGACGGGUGCGAGCUGUGAUGAACCACGGCGUUCGGGAUCCCGCUAAAGGGGGCGCAGACCUGUCUACAGACCUUCUCAGGCACCACCACUUCCAUGGCAUAAUCAGGCAGGGCAUCAAGGAGUGCACCCUCAUAAUGAAGGAGCAUGACAACAUAACCUGGUGGUCCCGGGGGCGAGAGGAAGCGGACAGAAUGGAAUACGUGCGCACCCAUCCCCUUGACACGCAAUACCUUGUUGCGGCACACAGG
Messenger RNA from Closterium sp. Naga37s-1, 1068 nucleotides. The record is from the annotation of a GenBank genome assembly. Lineage: Eukaryota; Viridiplantae; Streptophyta; Zygnematophyceae; Desmidiales; Closteriaceae.